UGGAAACGGUCGGUCAUAUCAGAAUGCGAUGAUUCGAUGAACCAUUAGUGGCGAGUCAAAGCAGGUGAGGCGACGAGUAAGCGAGGGAGACAUGCCAGAUUCAGAUAUAAAAAAAGAAAAAGAAAACGCAACAAGGUGGUCCAUUUGAGAGGAAUUAGGUCCUAUUCCUGUCUUUAUUCUGUUACAAAGUACCCGUCAAGAGUCUAUCUCGGAAUCGGAACUACUCGAUUUUCAGAGAGAAAAAGGUUUGAAAUUUAUGGCGACAGCUGCAUCUGCGUAUAUGAAGCUUCUUUCAAUGGGUACUAAAAUUGUUGCUGUUGGUAGAAAUUAUGCUGCUCAUGCUAAAGAACUCGGCAACGCCGUCCCUAAGGAACCGGUGUUGUUUAUGAAACCAACAUCAUCUUAUUUGCAAAAUGGAGGAACAAUUGAAAUUCCAUAUCCUCUAGAAUCACUUGAUCAUGAAGUGGAAUUAGGGGUUGUUAUUGGACGAAAAGCCAGAGAUGUUUCUGAAGCAGCUGCUAUGGAUUAUGUUGGAGGUUAUGCGCUUGCCCUGGAUAUGACAGCGAGGGAGAUACAAUCUAAUGCCAAGGCUUCAGGCCUUCCAUGGACAGUGGCUAAAGGGCAAGACACAUUCACUCCAAUUAGUUCAGUUCUGCCCAAAUCAAUGGUUCCAAACCCGGACGACUUGGAGCUAUGGUUGAAGGUAGAUGGAGAAACCAGACAGAAAGGGUCAACCAAAGAUAUGAUCUUCAAGAUUCCUUUUCUCGUUAGUUACAUAAGCUCUAUCAUGACACUUCUAGAGGGAGAUGUCAUACUAACAGGCACUCCACAAGGCGUAGGACCUGUAAAAGCAGGGCAAAAGAUAACAGCUGGUAUAACAGAUCUCAUGGAUAUUUACUUCGAUGUAGAGAAACGUAGAAGACAAGUAGGUGGUUGAAACUUGAGAUGAACCUCCACCUCUGGCUGUAGCAAUGGCAGCUCUGACAGGUGUAAGAGUAAUUCGUUUUUCAUCAGUUCAUUUCAACUUUUAUACAGUAAUGUUAUCUCAAAACUAGUUGUAGUUACCAAUAAGAAUCUUAACAUACAACUUCAGCCUGUUGGAUUUUGUAUAUCCAUCUUUCUUGUAAAGUUACAGGAUUGCUGAAUAAUGAUUUUCCGUUGCAAAUUAUAACCUGUUGAACCUGUUGUACUUUUAUGAA
Molecule: messenger RNA, 1199 nt
Organism: Papaver somniferum (opium poppy)
Lineage: Eukaryota; Viridiplantae; Streptophyta; Magnoliopsida; Ranunculales; Papaveraceae
Product: probable acylpyruvase FAHD1, mitochondrial
Exons: 7
Coding region: 257-937 (226 amino acids)
Cellular component (GO): mitochondrion
Molecular function (GO): acetylpyruvate hydrolase activity
Source: RefSeq, a predicted model, not a curated record